GCUUUACUCAGUCCACAGGAGUCAAGUGUGAAUCUCGUAGAGAAAAGCCCCACAAAACACACAUAGAAAUAAUAUUUAAUCAAAUAUCUGGGCACCCUGUGAUCUAGCAAUGUUGAUAUAAAAAAUAAUCAACCAUCAUACUAUAUACAGUUACUGACUUAGUAGGGCUAGAGCAAUCAAGGAUAACUUUUGUCAUGCAUUUAAACUCAAAUAGCUACACACAGCUCUGGUUACUGCACUGGGUUACAGAGCAAGCAGUUGUUUCUCUCCUAGAAUGAAGCAUUGAUCUAUGCUAUAGGAACACUCUGGAGUAUUUCUACCUGUCAUUUUGGACACUCCCUCUGGGAAAAGCAGGAUGCCAUGGUAGAAGUCCGGUUCCCUAAGAGUACUAUGUACUAAAGCAGCAUAAGCUAGCCACAGACAAGAGUGCACUGGGAGAUGGACGUCACAUCUAUUUGAUGAGCCAUCUCAUCUGAAGCAUCAGAAAUGUGAAUAAAGAAACCAUACUAGACUCAAGCAGAUCUUCAGUCCCAAGAACAGAUGGCUAUGGAUAACUCGUAUGGUUUUAGUCAACAAAACUCAUGUAAUGGGAUUUCAUCUGAGAAGAAUAACUUCCUUGUAUCAGAAGAUCAUGGACAGAGAAUCUUAAGUGUACUACAGAAUUUUAGGGAACAGAACGUCUUUUAUGAUUUUAAAAUAAUUGUGAAAGAUGAAGUAAUCCCCUGUCAUCGUUGUGUGCUAGCAGCAUGCAGUGACUUUUUCAGGGCUAUGUUUGAAGUAAACAUGAAAGAAAGAGAUGAUGGAAGUGUUACCAUUACUAAUUUAUCUAAGAAAGCAGUAAAAGCAUUUCUUGACUAUGCUUAUACAGGAAAAACAAAGAUAACAGAUGAUAAUGUGGAAAUGUUCUUCCAGUUGUCAUCAUUUCUUCAAGUUUCCUUCCUAUCCAAAGCUUGCAGUGACUUUUUAAUAAAAAGUAUUAAUCUUGUCAAUUGCUUACAGUUAUUAUCUCUAUCAGACAGCUAUGGCUCUGCCCAUUUGUUUGAUCAUGCACUAUACUUUGUACAGCAUCACUUUUCUUUAUUAUUUAAGUCUUGUGAUUUCUUGGAGAUAAAUUUUGGAGUACUACAAAAAUGUCUGGAAUCAGAUGAACUGAAUGUUCCUGAAGAAGAAAUUGUACUGAAAGUUGUACUUAGUUGGACUAAACAUAACUUAGAAUCAAGGCAAAAGCAUCUGCCUCACUUGAUCAAAAAAGUAAGAUUGCACCAGUUAUCUGAGGAGACACUUCAAGAUUGUCUGCUCAAUGAAGAGUGUUUACUUAAAAGUGCUAACUGUUUUGACAUAGUCGUGGAUGCAGUUAAGUGUGUACAAGGUUCUGGUGGACUUUUCCCUGAUGCUCGGCCAUCCACAACUGAAAAAUAUAUAUUUGUUCACAAAACUGAGGAAAGCGGAGAAAACCAACAUACAUUUUGCUAUAAUAUUAAAACUGAUUCGUGGAAAAUACUGCCACAAUCAUACCUGACUGACUUACCAGGAUCUAGUCUGUCCAGUUAUGGAGAGAAAAUAUUCUUGACAGGAGGCUGCAAAGGGACAUGUUGUAGAACAGUUCGACUUCAUAUUGCAGAGUUGUAUCAUGAUGCCACUGAUCAAACCUGGUGCUACUGUCCAGUCAAAAAUGAUUUCUUCUUGGUAUCAACUAUGAAAACACCAAGAACCAUGCAUGCAUCAGUUAUGGCUCUCAAUAGAUUAUUUGUCAUAGGUGGAAAGACUAGAGGAGCACAGGACAUUAGAAGCCUCUUAGCUGUUGAGUCUUACAAUCCUCUUUCCAAAGAAUGGGUUUCUGUUAGCCCUUUACCCAGAGGUAUUUACUAUCCAGAAGCAAGUGCAUGUCAAAAUGUGAUUUAUGUCCUUGGGUCAGAGGUAGAGAUUGCAGAUGCCUUCAAUCCAUCACUUGAUUGCUUUUUUAAAUAUAAUGCUGCAACUGAUCAGUGGUCAGAACUAGUGGCAGAGUUUGGACAGUUUUUUCAUGCAACACUAAUUAAAGCUGUCCCAGUAAAUUGCACACUGUACAUAUGUGACCUUUCUACCUAUAAGGUGUAUAGUUUUUGUCCAGAAACUUGUGUUUGGAAGGGUGAAGGAUCCUUUGAAUGUGCAGGCUUUAAUGCAGGUGCCGUUGGAAUUGAAGAUAAAAUUUAUAUAUUAGGUGGUGACUAUGCACCAGAUGAAAUCACAGAUGAAGUGCAGGUCUAUCACAGUAGCAGGUCUGAGUGGGAAGAAGUUUCACCAAUGCCAAAAGCCUUAACUGAAUUUUACUGCCAGGUGAUUCAGUUUAAUAAAUACAGGGAUCCAUGGUUUUCUAAUCAUUUCUAAAAGUAGUAUGUGCUUAAACAUUCUAAAACAAUCCCAACUCUAGGAGCCUGUAGUAAGUCUAUUAGCCAUAAUAGUUGCUUUGAAAAAAAAAAGUCUCUGCAUCUUAAAUAGAAUGUUCCUUUCAUUAGAUGAUUAUUAUGAAUGCACACUAAACAAAAUUAGGAAUUCUCAGAAACUCAAGGUACAUCUUACAAAAUAAAAAAUCAUACUAAAUAUAGUUUGAUCUUGGAGAAUUCAGAAUACAUAGUAUUUUUCUGAUUUGAUUUUUAAGUUACUGUGUUCAUGAGGAUGAAUAAAACAAAGCAAAUUUGUACUGCUUAGAUGAGGUUUUUUUCAGUAGUAAAAAUGAAUUUUAUUUAUACUCAGUAUAUGAAUUUAAAAGACACUAGAAAGAAGUCAGAAUCCUACUUUAUUGCUAAUGGUUCAAGAGUUAUUUAAUUCUUAUCCUUCCUGAUAAUAAGUAGCUUCUUUUAAAAAACCUUUUUUCUUAGGGGGCCAGGUGGUAGCAUAUUUGGAUAAGCACACACAUUACCAUGUACAAGGACCUGCAUUUGAGCCCUGCUCCCCACCUGCAGGGGGGCUUGGUGAAGCAGGUCUGCAGUGUUAGCUUUCUUUCUCACUCUCUAUGUCCCCAUUUCCUCUCAAUUUCUGUCCUACCAAAUGAAAAAAAAACAAUGCCAGAGAUAACCCUGGUGGCAAUAAAAUAAAAAAGUUUUCUUUCUUUUCACCAUUUGGUGAGAAAUUUUUCUAGGGUCAGAGAUAGCUCACCUAGUAGAGUGCACACUUUAUCAUGUCAAGGGCCCAGGUCCUAGUUCUUAGCUGACCACCAAAGGGAAACAAACACCUAUACUGAGAAAGCACCACAGGCAACAGAGCAGUGCUAUAGUGUUUCUCCUCCGUUUCUCUCUUCCUCUCUAAUAUAUAUAUAUGAAGAAAAGAUUCCCCUAGGAGCAGUGAAAACAUGCAGGCAUAAGGCACCAGCAAUAACUCUGGUGACCAAAGAAAAAGUAAAAAAGACAAGACAGAUCUCUAAAGUGCAAUGUAUUUCCCCAGCCUUCAAAACUACACUAAACAUGGCUUAACUGAAACCCAACUGUUCAUUAAGAGCAUAAUGUCCCAUGUUAUAGUGCCAUCAGCAGUUGCUAAAAUCCCUUGAAGAUGCCUUUCUUGGUUCUGUGUUGCUUGGUUUCCAUUUCUAGUAGUGGGGGCUGCAUGGUGGUGUACCCAGUAGAGCACACACAUGACCAUUUCUAAUAGUAUCAUCUCUCUUACUUCCUGACUCAGACUCAGUAAAUUAGCAUUCUUAAUUUCACUAUUAGUUCUGAGUUACACCUUAACUUGAAUUUACUUUGACAUGUAACCCACUGAGUGAAGUUCGUGGAUUCUCUGCGUUAUGGUCAGUUUCCAUCAUGACUGAGGUUAUAAAAAGUAAAAAGUCAGGCAGAGGGUAGAUAGCAUAAUGGUUAUGGAAACAGACUCUCAUGCCUGAGGCUCCAAAGUCCCAGGUUCAGUCUCCGGCAUCCCCGGCACCACCAUAAACCAGAGCUGAACAGUGCUCUGGUAAAAAAAAAAAAAAAAGUAAAAA
This is a messenger RNA of Erinaceus europaeus (western European hedgehog), 3952 nucleotides long. It is a transcript of the gene KBTBD3, whose product is annotated as kelch repeat and BTB domain containing 3. The record is from RefSeq and is a predicted model, not a curated record. Bases 541 to 2367 code for a protein of 608 amino acids. The transcript is spliced from 3 exons. Gene Ontology annotation, molecular function: protein binding. Lineage: Eukaryota; Metazoa; Chordata; Mammalia; Eulipotyphla; Erinaceidae.